GUUGCAGUGAAUAAGUUGAAUAAGUGAAAGAAACAUUCUUAUUUGUAUUUAAAUAAUUCUUUGGAUUUCUUUUAAUUUUUCGCAUUAUGUCUCUCGGUAUAAACAAAAGAUCUAUUUCGCCAUUGCUUCAGGAAAAUGGAAAUGGUAAAAAGAUCAAGAUAGAUGGCACGGACGAGCUUAAACCCAAGGAUACCGAAGAGAAUUAUGAUUUCCUUUUUAAUGAAGAAGAUGAUUUUGAUUUGGUCGAUUUCGAGGCUGCUGAGAAAAGCGCAGCCAGAGAACGUCUAGAUUUAAGCAAUUGGCAAAGAUGUCGCGUUCUGGAAACGGAAAGAGAAAAGAAGACAUUUGCUUUGAUUAUAAAAGUAAUGGCAAACGUGAAGAAGGAUGAUAACACAGAAGUUGAGGCUGAAGCUAAAUGUUACCUCCAGGGUCCCUGGUGUCAUACACGUAUAUCCGUUGAUGAUAUCGUAUCGAUAAAGGCGGAGUAUGAUGCAAGUGUAAAUGCCUACAAGGUGGACAAGGAUCAAGGAUUUUGUGUUGUCAAUCCGGAUUCAUUGAUUUCUGGCACUACAGUGGUCGGGUCAUUGUUCUGUCGGAGAAAGGCUGUGUUGCAGGAUCGUUUCAAGGGGAUUGAUCCCAACAAUAAAGUGAUGGUCAUCGGCUCUUUGGUACACGAACUUCUACAAAUUGUAUUGGAAAAGAGGAUAAUCGAUUUGAAGGCCAUUGAAAAGGAAGCUACUGAUCUUUUAAACUCCCAGGAUACAGCAUUCAUGCUUUACAGCAGUCAAUUAACACGAGAAGACACCACGUUGGAAGUGUUUCAGUUUGUCAAAAGUAUUCAUAGAUUUGUACAACAGUAUAUUGAUAAAAAGGAUAAUAGCAUACCAAUAGAAAAGGAAAAUUUCCAUGAUCGCAUUAGUGAAAUUCGCGAUAUUGAAGAAAAUCUUUGGAUACCACAAUUAGGUAUAAAGGGAAAAAUCGAUGUCUCUGUUAAGGUUCAGCCUCGUUCUAAACGGGGUCAAAUCACAAAAUUCACUGAAAAACAGGAGAAAAUCUUACCCUUGGAAUUAAAGACCGGAAGAGCUACAUUUUCAAUGGAACAUAAAGGACAAUUAAUAUUAUAUCAAAUGAUGUUGACUGCACUGGGAAAGCCAACACAUUCGGGCUUGCUGUUAUAUCUGAGAGAAGGAUUUCUUCGAGAAAUUCCCAGCAGCCGUAACGAACAACGAGAUUUGAUAACACUUCGUAAUGAAAUUAGUCAUUAUUUAAAUGCUUGGCCUGAUAUUGAAAAUCUUCCAUUAGACACAAAGUUGCCAGAUGAUAAAUUCAUUCAACCAUUUGUCCUGCCUGAACCUAUUUCCCAUCCAAAUGCUUGCGCCCAGUGUGCUUAUGCAACAUUAUGUUGUAGUUUUGCCAAGACAGAUCCUUCGCUGGAGCUUCGAGCCAAUCAUCCAAUACGCAAAUUGUCGGAGGAAAAUCUGAAACACUUGACCCACAAAGAUUAUGAGUAUUUCAAUAAGUGGUGUCACUUGCUUCUAAUGGAAGAACAUGAAUCUCGUAAAUCAAAUUUUCAAAGGGCUCUAUGGUGUCAUACGCCGGAUGAACGUGAACAAAUGGGCCGAGCCAUUUGUGGUUUACAAAUUGCCGACGAUGGCAAAGCAAUCAAGAAGGAAGAACAUCGAUACUUGCACCGUUUUGUCUUAGGCCAGAAGCAAAAUGGUGCAGCAAAGGAGGCUAAUGGGGAAGAACAGGAGGAAAUGGAUUUAAUGUUAUUUGGGUUUUCUGCCGGUGACUAUGUUACUGUGUCCACAGAUAAACGUCUAGCCAUUGCCGCGGGAUCCAUCAUUGAUUUGGACUCGACCUCAAUUACCAUCAGUUUAGAAAGAAAUCUCAUGCAAAACUAUUCUAAACAAACAUUUAUUAUUGAUAAAUAUGAAUCCCAAUCGGGCAAUGUAUUUAAUUUCACAAAUUUGGGUAUACUUUUGGAUGACACGGAACAGUCGAAACGAUUGAGGAGUAUUGUUGUGGAACUUGAACAGCCAAAAUUUUUAAAAGUUUUGCCAAAAAUAAUUAGCACCGAAGGUGGUGACAUUUUGAAACAAUUGAAUGCUGUUCAACGCUCUGCUGUCCUAAAGGCUCUAACAACGCAGUCAUUUAUGUUGAUAAAAGGUUUGCCAGGAACAGGUAAAACCCAAACUCUGGUGGCCAUUAUACGUUUACUUUAUUUAAUGGGAAAGUCCAUCAUAAUCACCAGUCACACUCACUCGGCUGUGGACAAUUUGUUAUUGCGUCUUAAACCCCAUAAUGUGCCCUUCUUGCGUUUGGGCAAUGGAGCUCGUGUCAAUGCCCAGUUACGAGAUUCAUGUGAAUCGACAUUAAUAGCAAAGUGCCACACUGAAAAGGAAUUAAGUAAACUCUAUGACUCCUUCCGUAUUGUGGGUGUGACCUGUUUGGGUUCAUCUAAUGCCAUAUUUUUACAUAGACGUUUUGAUUUUUGUAUUGUGGAUGAAGCUACUCAAGUAAUGCAGCCGACUGUUUUGAGACCACUAUUCUUUUGUGAUCGUUUUAUAUUAGUUGGAGAUCCUGAACAACUGCCACCUUUGGUAAAAUCAGCUGAGGCUAGAAAACGAGGGGCAGACGAGUCGCUUUUCCAUCGUAUAGAUUCCAAAGAGGCUACUUCAGUUUUAACCCUACAGUAUCGUAUGAAUAAAACAAUUACCAAAUUGGCUAAUGACUUGACUUACAAUGGAGCAUUGGAAUGCGCAUCGAAUGACAUCAAAAUGGCUAAGAUGACGCAACCAAUUACCGUGGCUAACACCGAAGACAAAUGGUUGCAAAGAGUAUUGCAAAUACAUGUUGAUCAAUCGGUAUUUUUGAUUGACACCAAAGAUUGUUCUGAACGUUCGUCAUUGUAUGCCAAAACUAAGCACAGUACAACCUGUGAACUAAUCGAAAAGACAUUUAGUGAAGACACUGCCUCCUCUGCGGAGGAAAAACUAAAAUCUGAUACAAAAACCUCAAAACGACUUUCGAAAUAUUCAAAUUAUUGUGAGGCCGCCAUUGUUUUCUAUAUAGUCAAGGCUUUGUUGGCCAAUAAUUAUGAUCCAGAUCGCAUUGGUGUUAUUGCACCGUACAGGGCACAGGUGGAGUUAUUGCGCAAACUUGCUUUGCAACACCAUGAGUUUUAUGAAAAGCAAACGCCUGCACUUAAUUUUUCACUUGUUGAAGUUAAUACUGUUGAUCAGUAUCAGGGUAGAGAUAAGGAUAUUAUUAUCUAUUCAUGUUCACGUACGGGUCCGUCAGAUUCUAAGAACACUGAACGUUGUAGGGAUGCUGAAAUUUUGGAAGAUAAACGUCGUCUUACUGUGGCCAUAACACGUUCAAAACACAAGCUUAUCAUUGUGGGCGACAGUGCCUGCAUUCAACAAUAUACACCAUUCCAGACAUUGUUGAAACACAUACCGGGCUUUUGUAAAUUGCAACUGGAAGAUGAUAAAAUGGGUUUUCAUUGGGAUACGGUUAUGGGUGAGUUGACAAAUGUCAUAAAAUCUACUUGAACAUUGAAUUAUUAUUCCUUGAAGAUUCCCUUUUCCUAUGCCUGAAAUGGUAGAUAUAAAUUACAUCGAUCGAAUGCAUACGAAUUCAUUUUGCAUUUAAUUUAUUCUGCACGAUUUAGUUUGAAACUUUUCUAAUAAGCAAUGAGAGAUACUGCCCCAAUUUUGUUAAUCUACGAAAUUUUAUACCAUAAGUAAUUAUUCUAGAGAUUUAUAAUAAGAUAGUAUUCAAUAGGACUUAAGUCAAACACAUUUACAACUUAUCACUGCCACGUAUACAUUUUUGAGCAUUUAGCUAAACCAAAAUAUCACUAGCAUUUAGAGAGCUAGAAGAUUUGCAGGAAUAUCCUUAAGCAAUAUCUUUUGGGAAAACAUAAGUUUUAAUUAUUCAAAAUAUUUAUUAAAAAUUGAGAAAUUUUAUCCUAAAACCGAUCGUCUUAACAUACGUAUAAAACCGAUCGAAACCAUUAACGUGUUUUUGAAGUUUCAGUUGUUUUACAUUAUCUUAGUAAGUUAUUUAUUUGUGAAUCUUAAAAUAACAUUAAAAUCAAUAAAAAAUAUCAACUUAAAAAAA
Messenger RNA from Musca domestica (house fly), 4128 nucleotides. It is a transcript of the gene Dna2, whose product is annotated as DNA replication ATP-dependent helicase/nuclease DNA2. Gene Ontology annotation, biological process: replication fork reversal. Bases 87 to 3557 code for a protein of 1156 amino acids. Gene Ontology annotation, molecular function: 5'-flap endonuclease activity; single-stranded DNA helicase activity. The record is from RefSeq and is a predicted model, not a curated record. The transcript is spliced from 4 exons. NCBI's taxonomy places the organism in Eukaryota, Metazoa, Arthropoda, Insecta, Diptera, Muscidae. Gene Ontology annotation, cellular component: cytoplasm.